AAAACUCUUCUAGUACGUCAUAACCUUGAUGUUAUGCAUAUUGAAAAAAACUUUACUGACAAUGUACUUUAUACAUUACUAAAUUCAGAAGGAAGAUCAAAAGAUAAUUUCAAGUCUCGUCUGGACCUACGAGACAUGGGACUAAGAUAUGACCUUCAUCCAGUAUCAAGUGGAUCCAAAACAUAUCUACCUCCGUCAUGCUUCUCUAUGAGUACGAAGGAAAAGGAAGAUUUCUGUAAAUUAUUAAAGGGAGUUAAAUUUCCUGACGGUUAUGCAUCAAAUAUCUCAAAUCGUGUACAUGUUAAAGAGAAAAAAAUUUCAGGGCUCAAGAGUCAUGAUAGUCAUAUAUUGAUGCAACAUUUGCUCCCAUUAGCUACAAGAAGAAUCUUGCCAGAGAAUGUUAGCCAAACAUUGAUAGAGCUAAGUAACUUUUUUAGAGAAUUAUGUUGUAAAUCUAUUCGGGUGAAGGAUGUACAACAAUUAGAAGAUCGAAUAGCUUUGACAUUAUGCCAUCUUGAGAGAAUAUUUCCUCCGUCCUUUUUCGAUAUUAUGGUUCAUUUGCCAAUUCACCUUGCUGGAGAGGCCAAACUUGCUGGUCCUGUGCAAUACCGUUGGAUGUAUCCAAUUGAAAGGUUCCUUUUGAGACUAAAGUCAUAUGUACGAAAUAGAAGACAUCCAGAAGGUUCAAUUGCGGAAGGUUAUUUAAUUGAGGAGAGCCUAACAUUUUGCUAUCGCUAUUUACAUGGUGUUGAAUCUCGGCUCAACCGUCCAGUAAGAAAUGAUGAUCGUAAUCCUAAUGAUUUACCUAAAAGAGCCCUAUUUUCCUAUAUUGGUCGUGCAUUAGACGAUGGCGAAACUAUAACUUUGGAUUAUACAACGUGGGUACAAGCACAUCGAUAUGUACUAUUUAAUUUUGAUCCUAUAAGCUCUUAUUUUGAAACUCAUCUUCAAGAUAUCAAGGCGAAUAAUCGUCGAGCGCGAAGGCGUGAUGUUGAGCGUAUUCAUAAUGAAACUUUUCAUGAAUGGUUUAAAUUCCAUGUUCGUAAUUUGAUAAGAGAAGAGAAUGAGUUAUCGGAGGAAAUUCAAUGGUUGGCAGCGGGUCCUCUAAUGACAGCAAGAAAAUAUAAAGGAUACAUUGUUAAUGGAUUUAGAUUUCAUACGAAAGAUGUUGAGGAGAGACGAAGAACACAAAAUAGCGGCGUUGUUGUUGUUGCAAGCACCUCUAGUUUUUCAAGUGCAAAGGAUCAAAAUCCUAUCAAAGGAGAUGUUGCAUACUAUGGAGUUCUGAAAGAGAUUAUUGAACUAUACUAUAAUGAAAAGGCAAAGGUUGUGUUGUUUAAAUGUGAUUGGGUUGAUGUGCGUUCUGAAGGCAGAGGGAUUAAGAAGGACAAAUUUGGAUUUACACUUGUUAACUUCAAUCGAUUGCUAUAUAGUAAUGAGAAUAUAGCAAAUGAACCUUUUGUACUAGCAUCACAAGUUGAACAAGUGUUUUAUAUACAAGACCCCUUAGAGGAAGAUUGGCAUGUUGUAGUUGGUACAAAACCUAGGGACUUCUUUGAUAUGUCUGCAAAAGAGGAAGAGUGUGGAGAUGAUAUAGAGAUAUACUACCCGAAUGGUUUAGAUAGUAGUUUAAAUACAGAAAGCAGUAGUAGUAAUAAUAUUGACAAUGGUAUCUGGGCAAGGACAAAUAUACCGGGACCAACUGUUAAUACACGUUUAGAUAUUACUCAUCCAAAAGAUGCUAUACAAAGUGGUGACUCAGAGGAUGAUGGAGUUGGUGAUGAUGAUUAUUGAUGUGAUUGAUUUUUAGUUAUAAGGAGGCUGGGCUUAGUAAUUGGCUAUGGCACGUACAAGAUUUCAUCCAGGAUGUUCUACAUGUGGUCCUUCAAAUGCAACAAACACGUUAGGUGAUCCUAUUCAAGAAGAUACACCAUCAAGUAAUCACUUGCGAAGGCAAUCUG
Ananas comosus (pineapple) is the source of this 1961-nucleotide messenger RNA. RefSeq lists its product as uncharacterized. Lineage: Eukaryota; Viridiplantae; Streptophyta; Magnoliopsida; Poales; Bromeliaceae. The coding region runs from base 34 to 1794 and encodes 586 amino acids. The transcript is spliced from 5 exons. The record is from RefSeq and is a predicted model, not a curated record.